GCAGUUGUUUCCGUUAAGCGCCGGGCCCGCCGUGUUGGAGCCGCUCUUCCGAGACUCUUGGCCGCCGGCACCGGAGCUGUACUGCGGGGAGAGGAGGCGUCGGUGGCCCGUUACUGUGUACCGGGCACCUCUCGCUGCGCCUGGGUCACCCGGGAGAGGCUUCCUGGCUGCUGUGUCCGGGCUGCUCCGGCGGUGAUGACGUCGCCUCUCUUUCCAGCUCAGGGAUAAUUGCCUAUGUGUCUUUUUAGAUCAGGACUUGCACACAUGUUAAUCUAUUUCUCCUUGUGUGAUUGGAAGCUGUUGUAACCCGUCAUGGCCGACCUAGUUAUAAACCUGGACUGGUCUUCCGGUCAUCCUAGCGGACGGGCCGAUCAAGGAAACAGCAAACACCAGCGCUUUAUUAAAAGGAGGAGAUACUUGGAAAAUAAGGGGUUCCUGAAACAGAAGCAGUUGCCAUACAAGCCGCAGAACCGGAACUCUAGUCACCAGCAGUCCUGGGACCGGCAUAAGAAAAAGGGUCAACUGGAUGGUAGCACCGUGAGGACGGCCAACAAUGCAUUCCACACAAAGGCUUCUCAACGGCAGGGAGAGUCCACUACACCUCACCGUACUGUGUCCAUGGGUGCACCGUACCAGUCUGGCACGCUCAGUGUCAGCAUAAGCUCUGGUCCAAAGCAUUCUUGCGUGGCCCCUCAUACUUCAGCAGUGGCACCAUUCAAGGGCCAAGGCCCUCCCCAACCAAACGCCGCUAAUGGGCGAGCCCAUGACACCAAAAAGCUUUCAAAGAUUUUUCAUCCGGUACCGAGCUCCAGCCUGCUGAGCGAAUUUGAAAGCGGCAUAGCUCCAGCUCCCUCUGUGUCCAGUUACAAAAUGGUGGCCAUCGACUGUGAAAUGGUGGGCACUGGACUCAAAGGACGGAACAGCGAUCUGGCACGGUGCAGCAUUGUGAACUACCAGGGGGAUGUGGUGUUCGACAAGUACGUUAAACCGGCUAAUCCUGUCACCGAUUACAGGACCAGGUGGAGCGGAAUAAGGAAGGAACACUUGAUAAAUGCCACUCCGUUUGCCGUGGCACAAAAGGAGAUCUUAAAAAUCCUUAAUGGUAAGAUAGUGAUCGGCCACGCCAUCCAAAACGAUUACAAGGCCAUAGGGUACUUCCACCCCAAGGAGAUGACGCGAGAUACGUCGAAGAUCCCGCAGCUGAACCGCAAGGCAGGCUUCCAGGAGAAGGAGAUUGCGUCUCUCAAACGCCUAGCCAAAGAGUUGCUACACAAAAACAUCCAGACCGGCAGGGCUGGCCAUUCCUCCGUAGAAGACGCAAAGACCACCAUGGAGCUGUACCGGAUAGUAGAGGCCGAGUGUGAGCGAGAGCUGGCGGCCGGCAGAGUCCCGCAGUGAUACCCAGAGUUCCAGAGUUUUAUUACUGCAGCGGUUUGUUUUGUACUGCUUCUACUUUUAUGGAAUAAAAAAAAAACAGAUUGGGCGGCUUUA
Pseudophryne corroboree (corroboree frog) is the source of this 1491-nucleotide messenger RNA. It is a transcript of the gene ISG20L2, whose product is annotated as interferon stimulated exonuclease gene 20 like 2. Gene Ontology annotation, molecular function: nucleic acid binding; 3'-5'-RNA exonuclease activity. Gene Ontology annotation, cellular component: nucleus. The record is from RefSeq and is a predicted model, not a curated record. The transcript is spliced from 4 exons. NCBI's taxonomy places the organism in Eukaryota, Metazoa, Chordata, Amphibia, Anura, Myobatrachidae. The coding region runs from base 313 to 1398 and encodes 361 amino acids.